Messenger RNA from Tuber aestivum (summer truffle), 1517 nucleotides. The record is from the annotation of a GenBank genome assembly. NCBI's taxonomy places the organism in Eukaryota, Fungi, Ascomycota, Pezizomycetes, Pezizales, Tuberaceae.
AUGAUCUCUACCGCUCGGAUCCUACAACGACGUGCGCUUGCAACUGCUCCUAGAGGGGCCACGAGGGAAUUCGCAAGUUGUGCCACGGCAAGGUUGAAGCCCCACGCUAGCGGCGUGAUACGGGUUCGAGAGGUCCCCGAAAUUGGGGUUGCAGGGUCGCCGCCGGUAUCAGUGUCUGGGGCGUUACCAUCAGGGCUGCGGGAGAGCGAGACCAACAGGCUGGAGAGGAUCAGGAAUGCGAAGCCAUUCUCCGAGUUUCUGACGGACGGGUUUGGACGCAGGCAUACGUAUUUGAGGAUCUCCGUUACGGAGAGAUGCAACCUCCGAUGUACGGUCCCGCCGUUCUUUACAAAAACGUUCCCGACUUGCUGAUUUCUGGGGGUGGGGGACCUUAUCUGUGAAAAAUAGGUGUCUAUUGUAUGCCCGCUGAGGGUGUCCCGCUCUCGCCGCCCGCACACUUACUCUCCACUCCGGAGAUUUUGGAGAUCGCGAGGUUGUUUGUGAAUCAGGGGGUUACAAAGAUUCGAUUGACUGGUGGUGAGCCGACUGUGCGGAAGGAUAUUGUUGAGCUGGUUGAGGAGUUGGGGAAGCUGCGGAGCAUUGGGCUGAGGGAGCUUGCUAUCACUAGUAAUGGGAUUGCCCUGCAUAGGAAGUUGCAGAGGAUGGUUGAUGCGGGGCUUACGGGGCUGAACCUGAGUUUGGACACACUUGAUCCGUUUCAAUUUCAGAUUAUGACGAGACGGAAAGGUGCCUUCGCUUCCGCAGAUAACUCACUGGGUAGGAGGCUGACGUGAUGUUUGCGGUAGGACUGGAAACCGUCUUGAAAACUAUUGAUACAGCACUGGACAUGGGUUUCGGCGAAGAGGGCAGUGGGAAGGUGUUAAAGAUCAAUUCUGUCGUGAUGAAGGGUGUGAACGACCAUGAGAUUGUGGACUUUGUAGAAAUGACCCGAGACAAGCCCAUUGAGGUCCGGUUCAUUGAGUACAUGCCUUUUGACGUGAGUCGACCCCCACACUUCCUCACAGCAAAUUUUGACUAACCCCUCCUUUCUCCUCCAGGGCAACAAAUGGAGCAGAAACAAAAUGGUCUCAUACAACGAUAUGGUAAACCGGAUCAAGGAAACGUACCCAACCCUUCAGAAGCUCCGCUCCCAGAGACCAAAUGACACAUCGAAAACCUGGGGCGUCCCAGGCUUCCGUGGAAGGGUCGGCUUCAUCACCAGUAUGACACAUAACUUUUGUGGGAGCUGCAACCGACUGCGCAUAACUGGCGACGGGAACUUGAAGGUGUGCCUAUUUGGCGAGGCUGAGGUCAGUCUCCGGGACAUGAUGCGGAAGUACCGCGGUAGGGACCUGGAAGCCGGCGGUGUCGGGGAGGCAGCGGGCGGGAGGGAAGAGAUGGAAAGCGAGCUACUGCAAGUGAUCGGCAAGGCUGUUGGGAACAAGAAGGAGAAACACGCUGGCAUGGGUGAGCUGGAGAACAUGAAGAAUCGACCAAUGAUAUUGAUCGGUGGGUAG